GCGGGCACUGUUUCUUCUGACCCGAGGCGCCUGUCAACGUUAUCAUUCCGAGCCGAAGCAGGAAGUGACGACACUACUGGUGUGCGCCGGGCGCUGUUUCUUCUCUGGCUCCAGGACCGGCGGCGGCGGCGCAGGGUGUUUUAAUUCAAAUGGGUGAUGAAAAGGACUCUUGGAAAGUGAAAACUUUAGAUGAAAUUCUUCAGGAAAAGAAACGAAGGAAGGAACAAGAGGAGAAAGCAGAGAUAAAACGCUUAAAAAAUUCUGAUGACCGGGAUUCCAAGAGGGAUUCCCUUGAAGAGGGGGAGCUGAGAGAUCAUCGCAUGGAGAUCACGAUAAGGAACUCUCCAUAUAGAAGAGAGGAUUCUAUGGAAGACAGAGGAGAGGAAGAUGAUUCUUUGGCUAUCAAACCACCACAGCAAAUGUCUCGGAAAGAAAAAGCUCAUCACAGAAAAGAUGAAAAGAGAAAAGAAAAACGUAGGCAUCGCAGCCAUUCAGCAGAAGGGGGAAAGCAUGCAAGAGUGAAAGAAAAGGAACGAGAACACGAACGUCGGAAACGACAUCGAGAAGAACAGGACAAAGCUCGCCGGGAGUGGGAAAGACAGAAGAGGAGAGAGAUGGCGAGAGAGCACUCCAGGAGAGAGAGAGAUCGCCUUGAGCAGUUAGAAAGGAAGCGAGAACGGGAGCGCAAGAUGCGAGAGCAGCAGAAGGAGCAACGAGAGCAGAAGGAGCGUGAGCGGCGGGCUGAGGAGCGGCGCAGGGAGCGCGAGGCCCGCAGGGAAGGCUCUGCACAUCAUCGAACGGUGCGGGAGGACUAUGGUGACAAGACCAAGGCCGGCCACUGGAGCCGCAGCCCGCUCCGGCAGCCCAGGGAGCGCUUCGAGCUGGGAGACAGCCGCAAGCCAAUAAAAGAAGAGAAAAUGGAAGAAAGAGACCUGCUGUCCGACCUGCAGGACAUCAGUGACAGCGAGAGGAAAACCAGCUCAGCAGAGUCCUCCUCAGCAGAAUCAGGGUCCGGUUCUGAGGAGGAGGAGGAGGAGGAGGAAGAAGAAGAGGAGGGGAGCACCAGUGAAGAAUCAGAGGAGGAGGAGGAGGAGGAGGAGGAGGAGGAGACUGGGAGCAACUCUGAGGAGGCCUCAGAGCAGUCAGCAGAAGAAGUAAGUGAGGAAGAAAUGAGUGAGGAUGAAGAGCGAGAAAAUGAAAACCACCUCUUGGUUGUUCCAGAGUCACGAUUUGACCGAGAUUCCGGGGAAAGUGAAGAAGGAGAGGAAGAAGUGGGUGAGGGCAGCCCGCAGAGCAGUGCCCUAACAGAAGGGGACUAUGUGCCCGACUCCCCAGCCUUGUCACCCAUCGAGCUCAAGCAGGAGCUGCCUAAGUAUCUGCCCGCCCUGCAGGGCUGCCGGAGCGUGGAGGAGUUCCAGUGCCUGAACAGGAUUGAGGAAGGCACCUAUGGGGUGGUGUACAGGGCAAAGGACAAGAAGACAGAUGAAAUUGUGGCUCUGAAGCGGCUGAAAAUGGAGAAGGAGAAGGAGGGCUUCCCAAUCACAUCGCUGAGGGAAAUCAACACCAUCCUCAAAGCUCAGCACCCCAACAUUGUCACUGUCAGGGAGAUUGUGGUGGGCAGCAACAUGGAUAAAAUCUACAUCGUGAUGAACUACGUGGAGCAUGACCUUAAGAGCUUGAUGGAGACCAUGAAGCAGCCCUUCCUGCCAGGGGAGGUGAAGACCCUGAUGAUCCAGCUGCUGCGUGGGGUGAAGCACCUACAUGACAACUGGAUCCUGCACCGAGACCUGAAAACAUCCAACCUGCUGCUGAGCCACGCAGGCAUCCUCAAGGUGGGUGACUUUGGGCUAGCACGGGAGUAUGGGUCCCCUCUGAAGGCCUACACCCCUGUGGUGGUGACCCUGUGGUACCGUGCUCCAGAGCUCCUGCUUGGUGCCAAGGAGUACUCCACCGCCGUAGACAUGUGGUCAGUGGGCUGCAUCUUCGGGGAGCUGCUGACUCAGAAGCCUCUGUUCCCUGGGAAGUCGGAAAUCGAUCAGAUCAACAAAGUGUUCAAGGACCUGGGGACCCCCAGUGAGAAAAUCUGGCCUGGCUACAACGACCUCCCAGCAGUGAAGAAGAUGACCUUCAGCGAAUACCCCUAUAACAACCUCCGCAAGCGCUUUGGGGCCCUGCUAUCGGACCAGGGCUUUGAUCUCAUGAACAAGUUCCUGACCUACUAUCCUGGGAGGAGGAUCAAUGCUGAAGAUGGCCUCAAGCACGAGUAUUUUCGAGAGACCCCCCUCCCCAUCGAGCCCUCCAUGUUCCCCACGUGGCCUGCCAAGAGCGAGCAGCAGCGGGUGAAGCGGGGUACCAGCCCACGCCCCCCAGAGGGAGGCCUGGGCUACAGCCAGCUGGGCGAUGACGACCUGAAGGAGACUGGCUUCCAUCUCACUACCACAAACCAGGGAGCCUCAGCCGCAGGCCCUGGCUUUAGCCUCAAGUUCUGAAGGUCCGAGCAGCCCAGCUAAGACCCAGCCUCAGGGAGUAGGGACCCCAACCCUGAUGUGGACACAGCUGCUAUGGCUGGAGGCACCCAAGCCUUGGAAUGCCUUGUCUUGCUUGGUUUUCCAUGUUUUAUUUUUAUAUUAUUUUGGUUUGUAAAUUUGUAGCAUUAAAUCACAUUUUCCUUGUGGAGGGAAGGCUGCAUGUGUCAGGGACCUCUGACUCGCCCCGUGGGGCAGCUCCCCCACACACAGGGUGGGCUGGGCCGCAAUGUGGACAGAGCUGGGGGUGUCUACUUCUCAGUCUUCAGGGAUGGAGACCUGUUUAUGCACUGGGAUGAGCAAGGUCUUCCUGCCCCUUACCUGCGUGUCUGAACUACCUCUGUCCCCACAGCCCUCAGCCCCUGGUUUGCAGCAGCCUCAGCCACCGAAAAUUUUUAAACAUAGGUUGUUAGAAGUCUUUAAAUGUAGUAAAAUACUCUUGGAAGAA
Molecule: messenger RNA, 2973 nt
Organism: Nycticebus coucang (slow loris)
Lineage: Eukaryota; Metazoa; Chordata; Mammalia; Primates; Lorisidae
Product: cyclin-dependent kinase 11B
Exons: 20
Coding region: 150-2489 (779 amino acids)
Biological process (GO): protein phosphorylation; regulation of mitotic cell cycle
Cellular component (GO): nucleus
Molecular function (GO): ATP binding; cyclin-dependent protein serine/threonine kinase activity
Source: RefSeq, a predicted model, not a curated record